This is a messenger RNA of Camelina sativa (false flax), 2570 nucleotides long. The record is from RefSeq and is a predicted model, not a curated record. Lineage: Eukaryota; Viridiplantae; Streptophyta; Magnoliopsida; Brassicales; Brassicaceae.
AAGAUCUGUUUUAAAUGGAAAGGAACAAAAAAACAAAAUCUCAAAAGCUUGAAUGAUCAUGGAUUUUUUUUAAUUUCCAAUUUCGAAUAUAUUCGUUGAAAUCUCUUUCUCUAUAUUAAUUUUGUUAAUGGGAAUCACAGGCUAACAGACUAAUAAUCUCUACCGAGAGAAUCCAUCCGGAGAGAUCACAAUACAACAAUGGUGGAAGGAGGGAUAGCUAAAGCAGACAAAACAGAGUUCACAGAGUGUUGGAGAACGACAUGGAAGACACCUUACAUCAUGAGAUUAGCUCUCUCCGCUGGUAUCGGAGGUCUUCUCUUCGGUUACGAUACGGGAGUCAUCUCAGGAGCUCUUCUCUUCAUCAGAGAAGAUUUCGAUGAAGUUGAUAAGAAAACAUGGCUUCAGUCUACUAUUGUUAGUAUGGCGGUGGCCGGAGCCAUCGUCGGAGCUGCCGUCGGGGGUUGGAUCAACGAUAAGUUUGGUAGGAGGAUGUCGAUUCUUAUCGCUGAUGUUCUUUUCUUGAUCGGUGCGAUUGUUAUGGCGCUUGCUCCUGCUCCGUGGGUUAUCAUCGUUGGAAGAAUCUUUGUUGGGUUUGGUGUUGGUAUGGCUUCGAUGACGUCGCCGUUGUACAUCUCUGAAGCUUCUCCGGCGAGGAUUAGAGGUGCACUUGUUAGUACUAAUGGUCUUCUCAUCACUGGAGGACAGUUCUUCUCCUACCUUAUCAAUCUUGCUUUUGUCCAUACUCCGGGAACAUGGAGAUGGAUGUUGGGAGUUGCGGGAGUUCCGGCGAUAGUUCAGUUUGUGCUUAUGCUGUCUCUGCCUGAGUCUCCACGGUGGUUAUACAGAAAGGAUAGGAUUGCGGAGUCGAGAGCAAUUCUUGAGAAGAUUUACCCGGCGGACGAAGUGGAGGCGGAGAUGUUAGCUUUGAAAGAGUCUGUGGAGGCAGAGAAGGCGGACGAGGCGAUCAUCGGAGAUAGCUUCAGCACUAAAAUUAAAGGAGCUUUCGGGAAUCCUGUUGUUAGACGUGGGCUCGCGGCUGGUAUCACAGUGCAAGUGGCACAGCAGUUUGUGGGGAUCAACACUGUCAUGUACUACAGUCCUUCAAUAGUUCAGUUCGCUGGUUACGCCUCCAACAAGACAGCUAUGGCCUUGUCUCUCAUUACUUCUGGCUUGAACGCGGUGGGUUCGAUUGUGAGUAUGAUGUUUGUGGAUAGGUACGGGAGAAGGAAGCUGAUGAUCAUCUCUAUGUUUGGGAUCAUUACAUGUCUUAUCAUAUUAGCCACUGUGUUCUCACAAGCGGCCAUUCACGCCCCCAAGAUUGAUCCGAUGGAGUCGAGGACGUUUGCUCCAAAUGCUACUUGUCCAGCGUAUGUCCCGCUAGCAGCCGAAAAUGCUCCUCCUUCAAGGUGGAACUGCAUGAAGUGUCUCAGGUCCGAAUGUGGAUUCUGUGCCAGCGGAGUACAGCCGUAUGCACCAGGAGCAUGUGUGGUGUUGUCGGAUGAUAUGAAAGCAACUUGCGGCUCAAGAGGAAGAACAUAUUUCAAAGAUGGAUGCCCAAGCAAGUUUGGGUUCUUAGCAAUAGUGUUUUUGGGUCUUUACAUCAUAGUGUAUGCUCCAGGUAUGGGCACUGUCCCGUGGAUCGUCAACUCUGAGAUCUAUCCACUCAGAUAUAGAGGUGUUGGUGGAGGGAUAGCUGCCGUCUCGAAUUGGGUCUCCAAUCUCAUUGUGAGUGAGAGCUUCCUCUCACUCACCCACGCUCUCGGCUCCUCUGGGACCUUCCUUCUCUUUGCCGGCUUCUCCACAAUCGGGCUCUUCUUCAUUUGGCUGCUCGUUCCUGAAACCAAGGGGCUUCAGUUUGAGGAGGUUGAGAAGUUGCUUGAGGCCGGCUACAAGCCCAGUCUCUUGCGGCGGAGGAACAAGAAGGGCAAAGAGGUCGAUACGGCUUAAGACGAUGAUGAUCACUGACCUUUCUCUCUAUAUUUUUAUUGUUAUUCGCAACCAAUUCCCAUUUCAACAUUGUAUCGAAGACCUUUUAAAACUUCAAAGAAAACAUGAAUGAAAGCAAAGCUUCUCAAAGACCUUAAGAGCUCUUAUACUAACGUGAAUUUACCCCAAAAAAAUGAGUUUGCAAGAGCAUGCGACCAACUUAGGCAAACAGCUUUGUGUAGCCCAAAGCAUCAGGUUAAAUAAUAAGUGAAUUACUUACUUUUGAGACAAAGCCAUAACUAUCAAUGUCAAAGUGGUGGGGCAAACAACUGUUUCAACGAUAACCAAUUACUAUUGUAGGACAAGGCAACUAAGUGGUGCCAGAUAUGCUGACAAACAAAUCAUCUACAAAAUCCACCGUCAGACUCAGACAGAUCCACAGACAAGCUCGAAAGAUCCAACAAUAAUUGAUCCCAAAUCGAGUAAAGCAAUUGAUCAAGAAAUAUCGAUUAAAAAUUGCUUAGUUCUUGAACAAACCUUUCUUUGCCUUAAAAAAUCAGCAUACUCCCCAAACCUCACAAACCAGAAGCCAAAACCUGAAAAUGCUACACUUGCAAUCCAAAUAAGCACUCCCUUGAAACCCC